UAUGGACAUUUCUGAUAUGCUAUGUAGUUAUCUUCAAGGUAUCAAUUUUGGGGAGUUUGAUAUAUCUUCCUCAAAGUCUUCUCAUGAACAGGUGGUUAAAAACUGUAAAGAUGUUGAAUGUGUCAAUGAUUUGGAGAGAUCUGUUUUGAGUAGGGUACAGAGGCGCAGAACAACAAACAAUGGAAAAAUCAUUAAUGAAACAGAAGCUCUUGGCAACCAGUUGCAUUUAUAUGAAGAAAGUAAGACCGCAAAUGGUGGCUGUACUACAGAAAAUGGAAAACCUGUCACUGCAUGCACAGAAUUGGUCACCUUUCCAUGCUCAAUGUUCAAGAAGGGUUCUUUAGUACAGGUUCGUAAGGAGAAUGGGUUGCAGCUAGUCUGGGUUAAUGGCAAGAUAAAAUCCAUGGAUGGUGCGAAAGCCCUUGUUUACUUUCCAGAAGUGACUGUAGAUGGGAAUCAAGAAGAAUGGGUUGAACUUAACGUUGACUCUGAUAAAAUGGAUGAUUCGAGUCUCCUUGAUGAUAUUAUGGUUGGUCAGGUUAAUCCUUUCCCCAAAAUUCGUCCUUUCAUUGAUGUUGGUAAUCUUCCGGAACAAAUUUUGCUGGCUGAAUGUCGUGGACUAGAGGAUGUCCUUCACGUUGAGCAAUCAGUGGAAGCUUGGAUAAAUAAUAGAUGGGUAGAAGGCUUGUUAGUGGAUUUUAAAGGCCACAGUAUCCGGGUGAAACUUAUUGGUGACAGUGACACCAUCAUAUUAGAUGCUACUACUGUUAGAUUGGCACCAGUUUGGAAUGGUGUGCAAAAAUCUUGGCAAGUAAUUGUUGUAAAGAUUCAGCCGGAAGAUAUCGGAUUGCCUGAGGUAACACAGAUCAGUAUUGAGAAUCUUAGGAAAAAUAAUGUACAUCACACUCUUCGUGCAUGUGGAUCUGAAAGGAAAUCUAGCAAGGAGAUAGGACAAAACAGCACUCUCCCAGUAAUAACUGCAGGACAAUAUGCUUCUCGCAGUGCAAUGUUAUCAUCACUUGUUGUAGCCUGGUCUCCGGUGUUGCAUGCAUCAUCGAAAAUUGUUGUGCAUCCUCCGCAUGGUUCGUCCAAUGACUUUGCAAUGCUGGCAGUUGGAGGGAAGUCGGGUAAAGUAUCUUUUUGGAGAAUCCAUGAGCCGCAAAUCUACUCUGUUGAGCACGGCAGGUUCGCUCUAGAUGUGGUGCUAGUUGGACUCCUUCAGGCUCAUACUUCUUGGGUCACGGCAAUCAGCUGGGCAAAAUAUGUCAAGGAUGCUUCCGAUUCUCGGGUUCUUUUAGUUACUGGCAGCUCUGAUGGGAGGGUUAAGAUCUGGAUGGGGGAUACUGACCAAUUAUUCAAGUCAUCAGAGGUUAAUCAUGCUUCCUUUUCCUUGUUGAAGGAGCUACCUGUUACUUCCGCACCAGUCUCGACAUUUUCACUGACUCUGCCUGUACAUUCUCCAUACAAAAUGCAAAUAGCAAUUGGCAGAGGAUCUGGAUCAUUGGAAGUAUGGAUCUUUGAUAUAUUCAGAUGUGAAUUUGAACAUGUUGGCUCGUAUGAUGUGCAUGGGAAAGUGGUUACAGGUCUAGCCUGGGCUUUUGAUGGCCGCUGCUUGUACAGUUCUAGCCAGGAAAAUUCUGCACGUAGCUGGAUUUUAAUAGGUGGCUCUUUGAAAGAAGUGCCCUUUCCUUCAAAUCCUUUGGGUGUUAGAAGCUCUCUCGAUCUUCCUUAUGUAUCUGAUUCAUGUUUUGGUCUUGCAAUCUCUCCCGGAAACUUGGUGGCCGCUGUGGUUCGUGGCUUUGAUGCUGAUUUUUUGGAUCCAAUGUAUCAAGCAAGGGUCCAAAAGGCUGUUGUUGAAUUCUUCUGGAUUGGCGGGCAACAAGUGGAAGUUCCAUCGGACACAUAUCCUCCUGUAUUUGAAAAUGAAACUUCGGCUGGUUUCUCUAAGACUGAAUUGGCCUGUUGGGAGUCUAACCUUUUGUGGUCUCUAAAGCAGUAUGAUCAAGUUGAAAAAACGCUGGUUCUUUGGGAUGUCAUUGCAGCAUUGUCAGCUUUCAAGCUAGCUUUUCCAAAUUUUGUGGACACUGUACUGAUUAAAUGGCUCUCAAGUUGGCUUGAUGUCUGCCCUGAGGGCUUUUCAACUGAAAACGUCUUGUUUCAGGCAUCACGAUAUGUGUUCAAUAUUCCUUCUCGUCAGCUGCACCUUCUCAACAUUAUCUGUAGAAGGGUAAUACUAUCAGAAUUCAGGGCCGAUAUACUUAACAACAAACAGCAUAAGCUAGAAAGAAUUGAUGGUUUUGAAAAUGAGAAAUCAAGUCCAUGGAUCGAGUUACUUGUCAACAGUGAAAAACAGCUAAGAGAGAGGAUUGUGGGCAUUAGUUUUGCUGCUGUUUUAGGUCAUGGAAAUUGUUCAGCUGCAAAUAUUUCUACAGGAAGAUAUUGGCUCCCAGUUGGUGUUGCGCUGAUGAAACAGUGGGUUUCAAUGAACCUAGACUGGGUACAGAAUCCGCUUAAAUUCCUGAGAUCAAAAAUUGGAGAGUUGCAUGGAAGGAUACCCCCAACUUGUGAUGAUGUAGCUGAAGAGAAAUGCAGCUUUUGUUGUGCUUCAGUUCCAUUUGAAUCUCCAGAAGUUGCUUUCUGCAAAGGUGCAGAGUGUACUAGGGAAGAUGGCCAGAGCCUUAAAUUAGAAAGAUGUGCAGUUUCUAUGCAGGUUUUCAAUACUACUGUAUCAUGGUUCUGUCUAUGCUGUCAAAGAAGGGCUAAGAAACUGGCACCCUGGACUCUUUUUAGAAUGUCCUCAAACUCUAUAGAUUUAAAGUCCUUAACUGAGUCGAAUGCCUUUGAGGUGCCCUUGAAACCAUUCUGUCCCUUUUGUGGAAUAUUACUACAGAAAUUUCAACCGGCAUUUCUACUGUCUGCAUCCCCAGUGUAAGACAAAUGCUUGUUCUAGUCUUUAUGAUUUAUAUUAUACUUUUUUUUUGGGUAGAAUA
Molecule: messenger RNA, 2990 nt
Organism: Macadamia integrifolia
Lineage: Eukaryota; Viridiplantae; Streptophyta; Magnoliopsida; Proteales; Proteaceae
Exons: 16
Coding region: 2-2932 (976 amino acids)
Biological process (GO): transcription initiation at RNA polymerase III promoter
Cellular component (GO): transcription factor TFIIIC complex
Molecular function (GO): protein binding; histone acetyltransferase activity
Source: RefSeq, a predicted model, not a curated record